Molecule: messenger RNA, 1108 nt
Organism: Nicrophorus vespilloides
Lineage: Eukaryota; Metazoa; Arthropoda; Insecta; Coleoptera; Silphidae
Product: protein FAM45 homolog
Exons: 6
Coding region: 79-1026 (315 amino acids)
Biological process (GO): protein transport; regulation of early endosome to late endosome transport
Cellular component (GO): late endosome
Molecular function (GO): guanyl-nucleotide exchange factor activity; small GTPase binding
Source: RefSeq, a predicted model, not a curated record
GAUUUGUAGUUCAUUUACUAAUUCAUUAAUCUAAAAAAACAACUUCUGCAAAAACAUCACUCAACUCAACGUUAAACAAUGGCAAUUUCUGAGAAUCAACUGAUGUCUUUUCAUAUAAUUGAAAGAUUUCACAAUGAGAAAUUGAUAACAUGGUCAUAUCCAGAUAUCACUCAAACUAUAAGAGAUGUACUUGUAUCAGACAUCUCACUGCAAAGCUAUUUCCAUAGAACACAAGAGAAUGAGUGGAUCUACAUUUGGGAAAGUGCAACUGAACUCAAGAAAUACUCUCUGGCUUUAGUCACAAAAUCAUUUAACCCGAACCAAUUUGAGAAACUAGGGCAUCUUUUAAUGAAAUCUUAUGAGCAAAACUUGAAUCCUGUGCAAUUAGUGAAAAUCUACUUGGAAGCCUUCAUGAAAGGUUCCUAUAUAGGUCAAGAGAAUGGAAACCAGAUCAAAGAAUGUAAUAGGAACAAUUAUAUUGGUAUCAAAGAUUUAAUUCACUCAUUGGGGCAUGAAUUUAUUUUAAUUUUGAAUGCUUUAUUAUUAAAAAAGAAUGUUAUUGUUUACCACUCAAACUUAGAAACAUUGCAGAAGAAUUUGAAGUCAAUAGCAUCCUUAAUUGAUUUCAAGCUGAGGGAUCCAACUCAAUAUUUAUUCCCAAUCGUUAAAAAAAUCACUUCUGAUUUAAAGGAUGAAAGUUUCUAUGUUGCUGGAAUCAAGGAUAAAAGUGUUAUUAUAAAACAAGAUCACUAUGAUUUAUUUGUAAAUUUACUCAAUAACACUAUAACAAUAGCGAGCAAAUCAAAAGAUUCAUUUUGCAUGACAAGCAAGCACAAAGAAAUCACAAUGCAAUUGGUGCAAAUGGUCGAGGAUAACUGCAACGAUAGCAAAUUGCAACAAACUCUUCAUCGCAAAACGGAAAAUCUUAUAAAUUCUUUGCAGACUAACGAAGUGAGAUCGUGCACGAAUUCUUCAAUGGAUUCGUUCAUGCUGAACCUGGCGGUAGCAGAAAACUUAAUGAUAUAGUGUGUAGUGUUCGUAAUGAUAUAUUAAUAACAACUAAAUGUUUAUGCAUAAAUUUAUAUAAAAAAAAAUAUAAAUCAAUUGA